Xenia sp. Carnegie-2017 is the source of this 1501-nucleotide messenger RNA. RefSeq lists its product as uncharacterized. The record is from RefSeq and is a predicted model, not a curated record. NCBI's taxonomy places the organism in Eukaryota, Metazoa, Cnidaria, Anthozoa, Malacalcyonacea, Xeniidae. Bases 704 to 1291 code for a protein of 195 amino acids. The transcript has 8 exons.
AAUACUUAUGUGCUUAUGUAUACUAUACAAGUCUUGUUGAUUGCAAACUUUCAUUAAUUUCAUUUCUUUCCGACCUGGGCACGGGGCUGCUUUUGAGCAAUGGCCGAUGUGAAGAGAUAACGAGGGCUGAAUUGGUUAUUCUGUCUAGAGCUGAAUUUCACACAAAAGAGGAAGAGCAUGUUCAAAAGAGAUCAUAUUAUGCCAUAGCAUAUGCAUCAUGAAAAGUACAAUUGUUUCAUCGAUUAGUAUUAUCAUCUAUCUUCUAUUUGCUGAAGUAAAAUUGGACGAAGUUUUUUACAGAAAAGAAUUAUACCGAAAAAUUGGCCAAGGCCUUCGUCUCAAUGUUACAGCUAUCAGGAAAGUAAAAGGUCCCACAUUUCCUGAAUGCUUUUUUCACUGUUUACAAGAAGAUUGCUGUCGUUCUGUAAACAUAAGAGGAGAAAACCAUCAAUUAGGGGAAGCCUGUGAAUUACUUCCUGGCGUACAUUCAGAAAAUCCCUACCAUCUUGUUAAAGAUGAAUAUUUUGAUCAUUACACUCUGUCGAGGCCAAAGCAAGCAUAUGGCUCCAUUGAUGUACCUGGAAAGUCGUGCUAUGAUAUAUUCAUACAAAGACCAGAAAAUUGUCGUUCUAACGGAAUCUAGUGGAUAUCUAUAGAUCAAAUUUCAGGCUAUAGCAAGAAUGUUUUUCCAGUAUUUUGUGACAUGAAGUCAGGAGGAUUCACAAUGACUUUCAAGGUCGUUUCUGGAGAAAACCAACGGACACAUGCUAUUGGUAAAUUUUGGAAGCAGGAAACACCAUCAGAAGAAGCCAGCUUAGAAGCUCUAAAUAAACUCAAUUCAUACAAGAAAUAUUACAAAAAUCGAAUUGUCUCACCGAUUAAUUGGGGCAAAGUUCAACCAAACGAGGUACGUUUUGUGCUAUACAAAAAAGGUUUGGAACAGUUGGUCCUAAAGUUCAAGAGUGAACAUAGCAACUACUUGAACUGGUUUACAAAAAACAACCUCGUGCAAUCACCAUGGCAUGAUAUAACAUCGUCUACAUUUAACUACUUUACAAUCGAAGGUCCUUGUUGGGAAGAGAGAUGUCGUGAUUUUCAUAUUAAUCACUACUACACAGAAUGUUCUGUUGAUGAUGGAUGGUUAAGCAUUGGAAACACCAUAGAAUGCGACUGGGAAAAGCGAUUUUCUGGAACAUCAUUCAUUUACAGCAAGGUUGGACGACGCGAUAAUUACAAUAAAAAGAGUUCGUUCUCUGGAGACUCCGAUGUGUUGGCUAUUUAUGUGCGAUGAUGUGCCCAGGAAAAGAAAAAUCUUAUUUAUCGCGUGAAUGUGAUAUGUUGCAUAGCAACAUCAGCGGACUCAGACUUAGGAAUGAAAAUUUUAGCUGCUAAAUUGAAUACCUCGUUUGGAAUCAAAUACUAAAGAUGUUUUUACGUAGUUGUUGCUAUGAUUAUUUAAGAGUAAUAUUAUUCGCUUAAAGAAUAAAAAUAAGCUCGUCAA